Messenger RNA from Sporothrix brasiliensis 5110, 261 nucleotides. RefSeq lists its product as uncharacterized. Lineage: Eukaryota; Fungi; Ascomycota; Sordariomycetes; Ophiostomatales; Ophiostomataceae. The record is from RefSeq and is a predicted model, not a curated record. The coding region runs from base 1 to 261 and encodes 86 amino acids. The transcript has a single exon.
AUGGAGAGCUGGAAUGACCCGUCACUGUGGAACUGGAGGGGUGCUGCCGGGUCACGAUCCGCUUCAGAUGCCCUCCGAUGCACCGUCCUCGGACGCAGAUCGGCUGGACUCACGAGAAACACCGCCGAUGUGCCUGCCAGUGCUACAACGCCGAGCACAAAGGCCAGCGCAGAGCGCCUUGUCAAUAUCGCCGAGGCUGUAGAUGAGGCACGCCGCGUUGAAGAAGUGUCCGUGUUUCAGGAUUUACUGGCCAUUGAAUAG